This is a messenger RNA of Monopterus albus (swamp eel), 2750 nucleotides long. It is a transcript of the gene lsr, whose product is annotated as lipolysis stimulated lipoprotein receptor. NCBI's taxonomy places the organism in Eukaryota, Metazoa, Chordata, Actinopteri, Synbranchiformes, Synbranchidae. Gene Ontology annotation, biological process: tricellular tight junction assembly; establishment of blood-brain barrier. The transcript has 11 exons. Bases 195 to 2063 code for a protein of 622 amino acids. Gene Ontology annotation, cellular component: tricellular tight junction; plasma membrane. The record is from RefSeq and is a predicted model, not a curated record.
GCUGCGCGGGUGACGUGAGGCGUUCAGGUACUCCCCUCGCCUACGACACACAAAGACAAAAUGGAGGUGACGCUACCUGGCUGAGAUAAAACUACACUUGUGUUCAAUAUUAUGCAUAAUCUUAAGUUUUUGUUUUUGUAUUUGAUGAGUUAUUAAUACUUACAUCGACUGAGACUCGAGGAAAGAGGAUUAAAAUGUUUUGGACGUUAAUAAUCGUCGCUUUAAUGGCAACAGAGUCCACCAUGGCCAUCUCGGUCCAGUGCCCCACCAAGAGGUACAUUGCCAUCCUCUUCCAGCCCGUCACCCUCACCUGUAACUACCAGACAACUGCCACUCAGCCUCCUGUUGUCACAUGGAAAUACAAGUCAUAUUGCCAGGACCCCAUCCAGGCUGCAAUGAAUCCCAGCAGCGCACAGAAUGCCCUGUCUCAGAACAACCCCAACUAUAACCCCAACAUCGAGUGCGCCGACACACAGAGGACUGUGCGCAUUGUAGCCUCCAAGCAAGGAGAUGCUGUUACCCUUGGCCCGGAGUACCAGGGUCGCAAAAUCAGCAUCACUAACAAUGCAGACCUGAAUAUUGCACAGACAGCAUGGGGUGACAGUGGUGUCUAUGUCUGUUCUGUUCUCUCCUCCCAAGACCUUUCAGGAAAUGGUGAAGACUACACAGAGUUAAUUGUACUUGAGAGAAAGUCAAAUACUACUGACCUCCUGCCUGGCAUUGACUUACUGGUUAUGGAAGACUGGCUCCUGGUUGUUCUGGUGGCUUUGGGCUUCUUGUUGCUGCUGCUCCUGAUCGGGAUCUGCUGGUGUCAGUGCUGUCCACAUACCUGCUGCUGCUAUGUCAGCUGCCCCUGCUGCCCCAACCGCUGCUGCUGCCCACGAGCACUGUAUGAGGCCGGAAAAGCAGUGAAGAAAGGUAUGGCCAAUCAGUAUGCUCCCACCAUGUAUGCUCCCAGUAUGUAUGGUCAGCCAGCAUACAGUGGGCCACUAAUGAACCAGCCUGUUAUGCCCUUGCUUCCUCUUCCUAAUGGAGCUGGACUCCCACCUCCCCAGAAUGGUUAUGGUCAUGAUUAUGAAGGUGCCAGUUCAGUUGGGCAGGGCUCCCAGGUGCCCUUAUUGCAUGACCGUGACGGGGACCACACUCGCAGUGGGUAUCGUAUCCAAGUGGACCCAGACGGGAAUGCCACACGUGCCAUUUACUAUAUGGAGAGGGAGGUGGCCAAGCUGGACCCAUCAAGACCUGCCAACUAUAACCGCUUGGAAAAUAUGAGUGAAGUCAGUUCCCUGCAUGAUAGCUUGGAACCCCGAGGUCGCGGGGGUCGUUCCCAGCCUCCACCUUUGGCCACACUCUAUGACCAGGAUGAAGCCAUGAGCACCAUUAGCAGUGUUUCACAGCAAGGCCGCCGUCGUGAUGACUACCCACGCCGUGAUGGAGCCUACACGGGUGGUCGUGCACGUGCUCGCUCCAUGGACAACCUUGACGACAUUGGGCGCCACUAUGGCCGAGACGACUAUCCACCACGCCGGCGCCCAGAUGAGCCCAGAGGCAGGAGAGGCUCAGAUGAUGAGUGGAGCAGCAGUGCUCGCAGCGGUUACGACCGUGACUUUGAUGACCGCCAGCGUCGCGACUACUCCCCUGAUGGUCGCCGGAGAGGGGAAGGAGGGGGAUAUGGUGGCCUCCCAGGGCGACGGAGCCGCAGUCGUGAUGAUCUGAUGGACCUGGAGAGAGAUCGCCGUCCUGGCGGUGGCACGAAGGGUGGGAGAGAUGAUUAUGAUGACAGCUUUCUACGAGAGGCCAUGGAGAGGAAGAAGCUGGGCGAGCAGCAAAGGGCCCGCAGCAGAGAACGCCUGGAUAGCGAGAGUGAUCGCUCGGAUCGAGGGAGGGCACCUCGUGGGCCCCCACCACUUCCAGUGAACCCGCCUUCUGGAUACCCUGGUCGCCAUGAUGACUAUCCACCUCCUCCACCACCAGCGUACAGUGAAGAUGAAAGUGUGUCAUCUUCAAAGAAAAGCAAUCUCCGCAAGAACGGAGCUGUGAGUCGGGAGAGCCUGGUUGUCUAACUAGGAUGGGAGGAACCUGCCUGAUGAUGGAACCGUAAUCCAUCUAAAAAAUAAAAAGACCAAUUGAUUUCUGAGACUGUAAAUAUUUGUCACUGAUAAUUUUUAUACUGCAUAAUACAUAGUAAACGUAACACAAAUUGAUGCUGAAUGUGUAUGUAUACUUUUCUAAUAGGGAAGAGGUGCACAGAUGAUAUGUUGUGUGCUUUUUCAUGUGUAAAAGAUUGUGGCUGCCACAAGUGCCUUAGAGUGUACAGAAUUUUACUUGUAGAUGUGAAAGCUGAUAAAUCUCUGUUCAGGCAUUUACAUCUUGACAUGUAAACGUGCUCUGACUGUGAUGGCAGUGCUUUGAACCCUUACAUAGUUUCACUUAGCUGUUCCAGGUACAGAUGUGGGUUUAUGGGGUUUUGUUUUGCUUUUUACUUGUGAAAGAACUGUUUUUAUAAGAAAAGCUGUGUCGCUUUUAGCUGCUCAGAAUUUAGAAACCUGGUGAACAAAAUAGUCUGAUCAAAUUUGAGUACUUACAUUUUAAUUUUCUUCUUUUUUUUUAAUAAAGAAUUUCAUUUAGAACUGACAAUGUAUUGUACAGCUGACCAGUAAUGUAUGUACUCUGAAAAUGCAAAUGCUUAUUGUGAUUUUAUGAAACCUGAUUUUACAAUAAAAGUCUCUAUUGUCAGGCCAUUUACUAAA